Pongo pygmaeus (Bornean orangutan) is the source of this 843-nucleotide messenger RNA. It is a transcript of the gene GNGT1, whose product is annotated as G protein subunit gamma transducin 1. Lineage: Eukaryota; Metazoa; Chordata; Mammalia; Primates; Hominidae. The transcript has 5 exons. Gene Ontology annotation, biological process: G protein-coupled receptor signaling pathway. Gene Ontology annotation, molecular function: G-protein beta-subunit binding. The record is from RefSeq and is a predicted model, not a curated record. The coding region runs from base 457 to 681 and encodes 74 amino acids. Gene Ontology annotation, cellular component: heterotrimeric G-protein complex.
CGGAGCCUGAGGGGUGGCUGAUUCAUGCAUGGGGACUGUCACCCCGCCGCCCCCGCGCUGCAAACUGUGUAAGAGGGAGAGGAAUUCCCCGCCAAGUUGAAAAGUUGAACGUGCCUCCCAAACUUUCUCCUGUAGUCCAGACUGGGUCGCCCUGAGGGAGCAGUUGUGUCAGUAAUGGGAAAUCGGCAAGCUAGACGGAAAUGACCUGCUGGUGAUUGUGCUGUAAAGAAGCCGGAAUCCACUUCUUGAAGGCAUAAAGUUCAGGGUGCAUCCUUAAAACCUCUAUGACCACAGAUGGAGAAAGGAGAAUCAAAGAAGUGGAAUUGGCAGAAGUUUGAGAUUACUAACCCAGCUGAGGAAAAUCUGAGUGGAGCUGAAAAGUUUACAUUAGAAGAGAGUUGAAUACGUUAACCUCGACUACAUAUUCUGAACCAGCCAGGGAAGGCAGGCAAAAAGAUGCCAGUAAUCAAUAUUGAGGACCUGACAGAAAAGGACAAAUUGAAGAUGGAAGUUGACCAGCUCAAGAAAGAAGUGACACUGGAAAGAAUGCUAGUUUCCAAAUGUUGUGAAGAAGUAAGAGAUUACGUUGAAGAACGAUCUGGUGAGGAUCCACUGGUAAAGGGCAUCCCAGAGGACAAAAAUCCCUUCAAGGAGCUCAAAGGAGGCUGUGUGAUUUCAUAAUACAAACAAAAAGAAAAAAAAUUAAACAAAUUCUUGGAAAUAUCUCAAAUGUUAAUAACAAUAUGGAUUUUUCUCUUACAUACUAUUACUACUAAGCAUGUAUGUGAAUUUUUAAAUUUAUAGAUACAAACUUUUAAUAAAAAUUGGGAUGUGGUAACCCAU